AUGUCCAUACAAUGCGACAGCCGAUCGAUAAAAAGCCCUUGGAACAGUUAUCUCAAACAACAUGUUCCCGAGAUUCAGGUCCCGGUAGAGAUCCAGCAGUUCGGAUUCGGACAGUCCAACCCAACAUCCAAACUUACCGAUGGCAAAGGACAAUAUUUUGUACUUUGCAAGAAGCCACCGGGGAAGCUACUCACAAAGGCGGCACAUCAAGUUGAGCGCGAGUAUCGAGUUAUUCGUGCCCUGAACGGCACCGAUAUCCCAGCACCCAAAAUUUACUGCCUUUGUGGAGACAGCAAUGUGAUUGGAACACCGUUCUACAUUAUGGAGUUUUUAGACGGACGCAUCUUCCAGGAUGCUUAG
Messenger RNA from Rhinocladiella mackenziei CBS 650.93, 360 nucleotides. RefSeq lists its product as uncharacterized. The transcript is spliced from 2 exons. The record is from RefSeq and is a predicted model, not a curated record. Bases 1 to 360 code for a protein of 119 amino acids. Lineage: Eukaryota; Fungi; Ascomycota; Eurotiomycetes; Chaetothyriales; Herpotrichiellaceae.